Scatophagus argus is the source of this 7207-nucleotide messenger RNA. Its product is annotated as neuronal membrane glycoprotein M6-a-like. Lineage: Eukaryota; Metazoa; Chordata; Actinopteri; Scatophagidae. Gene Ontology annotation, cellular component: filopodium; plasma membrane; axonal growth cone. The transcript is spliced from 7 exons. The coding region runs from base 139 to 975 and encodes 278 amino acids. Gene Ontology annotation, biological process: neuron projection development. The record is from RefSeq and is a predicted model, not a curated record.
GGGAGGGAAAAAAAAAAACACUCUCACACACACAGCCUCCUACAUACACACACACACACGCACACUGUGCUGAGAGCUAGCAAGGGGCUUUAAACAGCUUUACUCUAAACAGAGACAAAGGGACUGUAACCUGCCACAAUGGAGGAAAACAUGGAUGAAUCGCAAAGCCAGAAAGGCUGUAAGGAGUGCUGCGAGCGAUGUGUGGGCAGUCUGCCUUGGGCCUCUCUCAUCGCCACUAUUCUCCUGUAUAUGGGCGUGGCCCUGUUCUGUGGCUGCGGCCACGAGGCUUUGAGCGGUACGGUCACCAUCCUCCAGAACUACUUUGAAGUCAUCAGAGCUCCAGGAGAAACGCUGGAUGUGUUUACCAUUAUUGACAUCCUGAAGUACAUCAUCUAUGGCCUUGCAGCUGGAUUCUUUGUGUUUGGAGUGCUGUUGCUGGUGGAGGGCUUUUUCACAACCGGAGCUAUUCGGGAUCUCUAUGGAGAGUUUAAGAUCACUGCCUGUGGACGCUGCCUGACUGCAUUCCUGAUGUUCCUGGCCUACCUGUUCUUCCUGGUGUGGCUUGGGGUGACAGCGUUCACCAGCCUGCCGGUCUUCAUGUACUUCAACGUCUGGUCCAUGUGUCAGAACACCAGCUCGGUGGAGAGAGCCAGCUUCUGCCUGGACCUGCGUCAGUUUGGAGCCGUGACUAUCUCUGAGGAGAGGAAGGUGUGCACAGAAUCUGAGAAGUUCGUCAAGAUGUGUGAAUCCAAUGAGCUGGACCUGACCUUCCAUCUGUUCGUGUGCGCACUGGCAGGAGCAGGAGCUGCUGUCAUUGCUAUGGUCCACUUCCUGAUGGCUCUAGCUGCUAACUGGGGCUAUCUGAAGGACGCCAGCCGAAUGCAGAAGUACGAGGACAUCAAGUCGAAGGAGGAGCAGGAGCUGCAUGACAUCCACUCGACACGCUCCAAAGAACGCCUCAAUGCCUACACAUAAACACACAAGAAACGACACACACACACUUAACCUGUCAGACACACACAAGAUGAUACAUGCACAAACACACACACUCACACACAUACAGGGCCUGUCUGAAACAUGAAUUAAACUCAAAGACAUAACUUAAGACACGAGUAGGCAAAAAUUAGCUGAUAUCAAUAAAAUGAUGAAAACGGAGACACCAUAAUCAUCACUGUGUCCGAAAACAGAUCGUUGGCUCAGGUGAUCUGUGCUAACACUUUAGCAUCCAAUAUGUUGGUUUUGUGCCAUACAUACUUUUUAAGUUUUUAACCCACUUCUGCUUUUGAGUGAAUAGAAGCCUUUAGCAUUUUUAAGAAUUUCGGCACUGUGGGGCUAAUAAAUGCUUAUCUUAUCUCAUCUUAUCUUAUCUUACCUUAUCUUAUCUUGUUAAAAGUAAGUGAUGGAAAGCAGAGCUUACUGUCCUCAUCAAAGGAAGUGAUGCUUGUGAUGGUGAUUGUGUUCAAAUUCACUGAUCAGAAGCUACAUGCUUCAUCAACUUUAAGUAGUUCAUUAUAUUUCACUCUGAAGUUUUUUAAUAUCAAGGCAUAAAUUUACCAAGGCUGCCUCAGCCUUUUUGGAGCUCUAAGCACUCCACCCCCUUCAAUCACCAUUGCCCAAAGUAACUUUACAUUGUGUGACUGUGUAGAACAAUCAACUACAACUGACCUAAAAUCCGGGAAAGAGACAAAAAUAAAAGUAACUAAAAAAAAAAAAAUAGUAAAACAAAAAAGUACAGCAUAUGUAGAACAGCACAAGAAACAAACAAAAUAAGAAGACUUGAAGUAAUACCAAAAAGAAAAAUGAUGAGCAGAAGAACCCAAAGAAAUGUUGCAUUUGAAUUUGGUUUGUGGCCCCUUGAUGGUCUAUGUUUUGGCUCACUGUGCUUUGUGUUAAAACUUCCAGUAUUUUCCUAAAAGAUUAGUCUUUUCUUUAUGUCAGUUUUACUGGCUUACCAUCACAGCUCGUUGCAGGCCUGCUCUGAGCUGUUAGCACAGCACACUAAACCCAGCAAUCUACAGCAGACACAUGAAAGUGUGUGUAUGGUGUCUGUGAGCUCAUCAUUUAACGUGGGAGUCGUCCAACAGCCUCAGUACCUGCUUUACACACAUCACACAGGAUCUAUCCACACACACACACACACCCACACACACACACAUACACACACACUUAGAUGUGGCUGAAUGGUCGGUGUUGUGCAGGCAGUGUUGUAUGGUGGUGUCAUGCUGUGUCGUGUCGUUUCGCCACAUUAUGAUGACUGGUAUUGCAGAGAAAUAUGAUCCCCGAAGAACCGUGUACCUCCUGGGUACAAAUGGGUAGCUUUGCUAACUUUUCUUCCCCCUCCAUCUCCUGUCCCGACCUUUUUCCUCUGAUCCCACCCCUUCCUUCUAUCUUACUACUCUGUGACCUCCCCAUCAUGAGCCCAGUUUCAUUAGUUGUUCCACAUAUUCUUGUUCCACAUACCGACCAGUAUGUUCCACAAAUGGCCGUCUGCAGGCCCAGAGGUAGGGUUUUUGAGCUGCAGUUCAGGCUAAUUAGUUCACUGUAAUAAUAACAAUGGAACCAUAUAUUGACUAAUAAAAUAUGCAGAUGAAUUGAUGUCAUAAAUUCUCUUCUUUUGAUAAUUUCCCUAAUACAGCUUUAUUUGUAUGGUAUAUCAAAUGGUAGGCUCCUUGAGCUCAUACUUUCAGAGUAAAAGCACUUAAGAUGGCAAGCAGAUUUCAAAGAGGCCAUUUAAAACAACUAGUGAACCGGGGCUUUGUGUCCUUCCCCCUUCAUCCCCAGUUUGUAUAAACUUGUGAUUUGUCCUCAGAAACAGCACAUCUUAGCAGCACAAAGUCUUUUGAACGUGUGUCAUGUUCUCAUCAGUCUGAUAAAUAAUGUUUUUUCUCACUUUUUGGAAUUUUGCCACAUUUUUAUCUUAUUUAUGUGUAAUUUUAGCAUUGGGGUAUUUAAAUGGGGCAGGUUUGUGUCGGGGGGUUGGAGGGGGUUGUAUCACUUUCAUAUCUUUAUGUAGUGGUUCUGCACACACAAAAAUACACACCAAAAUACACACAUACACAUGCGUAUACACCAACCAUCUUGAGAGUUUCGAUUCUUGCAUCAUUGUGUUUUCUUUUCUUUCUUUCAACAAACCCUAAUGUGACCAAAAUGACCAUUUAUUUGUGAACUGAAUUUGGAAAAUCACAGAUGCUAAUAGUGAACUUGUCAUUGGUGACAUGAACAGAUGAUUACUGUGAAUUCUGGAUGGUGUCUUUGAAGGUUGUUAAGGCUGAGCUCAUUAUUGUUGGUGUGGACAGGAUGUGUUUCAAGAUGGAGGAUCGGUUCCUUAAAGGAUUUUAGGGUGUAGAUAUUUGUAACAUCUUAUGAAGAGUUUGAUUGAGUUUGUAAACUGUUUCCAAUGAGAUGCAUGUAAUGGGAGUGAUGUAAGUUGAGAGAUGGGACUGAAUUAUAAAUUUUAAAAGGUGAGUGCGGAAGAAACUAGAAAUGAAGAGAUGAAACUCACCUUUAGUGGCUGCAGGGAUUGAUUUAACUGGACCAAGAUGAAUGAUUUCCCAGCUAUUAAGCUCAUAGUUUAGGAAUGAUUUGUUCUGAUAGGUUUGUGAUUUUAGAGGAUGUUCCCACCUUAUGUUUCUCAAUUACUUCCUCAGGCACUUCUAUACUGGAUGCUAUUAAUGUUGGAUUAGCAGAAUUUACUGAGAUGCAGCAUGAAGUAAUCUGUUCUGAUUGGCCCCUAAAGUUAGGGAUUUCCAAAAAAAGAAAAAGAAAAAGAAACUAAAAUGUAAGAAUGUAAUAAAUGUAAGAUUUCUUAAGAAGCUGAUUAGACUUAUUUUAGUUAAAAUGUCAAAAAUCAAACCUAUGAGCAGUGCCAACUUUAAACUUGAAUAUAUUUUGUUCUAAUGCAGUGUACGCAACACUUCAGAUUUAAAAUAGGGAGGUUUGGAAAUGAAAAUACUUUGAUUCUCUGUCACCAGCGUGCAGGGUUGUUAGAUCUGUAUUAUAUAUUAUGUUGAGCCAGCCAUUAGGAAAAGAGGAUUGUAUGUUGUGUCUUGGUUCUAGCUGUGAGGGUAAGUGAUGAUUCUCUAUCUGCCAGUAGAGAUGACAGAGAGGGAAUUCAGUUUGUCUUCAGAAUUGUUGGUGAAGAAGUUGCUAGUGAUGAUGAUGGUGACAGUGGUGAUGAUGAUGUUGGGCUUUGAAGGGUUUGAUUUGAUGAGACUACCAGCACACGCACACACACACACACACACACACACACACACACACAAACAUACAUGCACACACUCCACCACCGCCAUCACUCUGAGCCAUAAUUCUUUACUCUUUUACUUUUCACCAAUAACAUGUCACUAUUUUAUUAUCAACUUUGAAUCUUUGAAACUUUUUAAAUGUGAAAUCAUUUAAUUAGAAAAAAGAAGUGUGUUUCUUUUCUUUUUCUUCUUUGUGGGCAGUAUUAAGCACUGCACCUACAUUAACUCUGUAUAAAGAUAUACAUAUAUGUGAAACAGUUGAGGUGAGCAGCCGGGAGAAUGAUUUCCUAUCGGUUACAGAGUCUGGAGGAGGUGGUUCAGUCCCAAUGUCCUGAGCCUUUACUCCCUAAGAGAGCUGCAUUCACACGCACAUGAAAAACAUGAGCUAUUCAAGUCUUUGAAACGUACUGCUUUAUCCAGAAAAGUUUUCCGUCUCUGACAGAUGAUUAGCUGAUUUGAAGGUUAAAGGUAAGGUAAAACAUUUUAAAACUAAUGUCUUGGCAAUAAACAAAGUGUUAAUUGUAGUAAAAGGUCAAACAUACAGCUGUGUAGUUGUUUAAGAGGCAGCAAUGGUAUUGGUUAUUUUUUCCAUAGUAAUGACCAUGAACAGUGUUAUACAGUAUUAACAACUCUGAUCAAAUCUCAUCGCUGUCUGUUUGAUACCAACGUUGGUUUCACUAAGAGGAUUCAUGUUUGUAGAGACCAACAGAACUGCCAGAGUGAUGGAGACAGCAAGUCGACAACGCAAUAACACAGUUAGUGGCUGAGUGUCCAUACAGACACUAGAGUUGUGCUUGUCUGGGCUUUUCUUAAGAACCAAGGGGAAUCUGAUUUUCUCCCAGGAUUAUACUGGUUAAACAGAUUCUGAAUCUGGCUCUUUGUGUCAUGUAAAUGCAGCCGAAUUUGACUAAACCUUUGAGGAACCUACCAUCAGUGUUGAUGUCGGGAGACUCCACCAGACUCCUGUCCUGUUCAGGUGUGUCUCGGCUGCUUACAGUCAGUAUUUUUAAGGGUCUAGUUUUACAGUAACAGUAUUUUAUCAUUUCAUUGCCUGACAAUGGAUGUCUUGUCAGUGUUUUUAACCUCAGAUAAAAGAAAAAAUAGUUUUUGUGCACUUAUUGACCAUUGUGAGCUCUCUCUCUCUCUCUCUCUCUUAUUCUUGGUGUGUAAGUGCAUUGAGAUCCCCAUGGUGGGACCUGUGUAUAGUCUUGCAGCAUUGGUUAUAACCUGAAGAAAUAACAAUGAUGAAAACGAAUGAAUUCAUAAUAAUGAAAAUUAACUUAUACUAGGUAAAAAAAAAAAAAAAGACAGUGAAUCUAGUUGUUGUUUGUGGCAUGGUUAUGCAUUCAAUGGUCAUAAUUUUACUGAUUAAAACAGUACAAAAAAAAUAUCAUCCUUUUCCACUGGCGCUGUUCUGCUGUUUUUUGUUUUGUUUUCCACUUUUCAGUGUGCAGUAUUGCAGUUCCUGUUGCUAAUGAUGUUGCUAAGCUAGCUUGCUUGAUCAGCUGUUUACCACCAGAGCAAUAUAUUGUAGCAGUUUGACAAAAUCAAGACAUGAACAAGAAAUCUAUACCCGUAAAUAUCUGGCAUACAAGUGCAUGAAUCUAUGAUUGCAAGUCUUAAGUGAUAUGAUCAGUGAUAUGUUCUUUAUUGUUUAUCCUAAUAAAGCGGAUUUGCAGAUGUGUAAUGUAUUGCUCUGGCCACCCAUUAUCCUGCACCCACCUCUGCUCAGAUCCUCUUCCUCAUUCUGGCUGCUUAUAGGCUACGAUCACACCACAGCUCCGGUUGUUCAAGUCACAUAUUUCUGACCAUAUUUGAAUUUAAAAGUGACUCAUGUGUAAUUUCCUGUGUGCUUGAAACAACCCGCAUGUGUACAUAAGAGUCACUGAUGCAUAAAUAAAGCUCCAUGUAACCAAGCAACAAGCACAGUCUGCACAGUUCACACUGCCAAAUCACCAUCUGUAAUGGAUGCUAACAAGGCAAAAUAAUAAUUCAGGCGGCUUCCAAAGAAUAUUUAGAGCUGCACAAUCACAUUCAAAGGUGCAGAAGAACGAAACCUGCUUGUAGGCCACAAUGACCGGAAGACAUGAAAUUCCUCUGAAACUGGAGGCAUAUGAAUAUGUACCAAAAUAGAUCUGAAAAUAUGGAGGUUUUUAUAUGGGCAAGAUUGUCAGAUUGUAUCAUUUUUUGCCAGAUCUCAUAUUUGCUAUUUCAACAGCAGUAUCAGUUGAUCAGGAAGAAGGUGUGAGCAGCUUGCUGUCCUUUUGAUUAAGUCUGCUCAUUUAACCCACAUGUCCUUGUAAAGAUGAAUAUGUGUAUUGACACGUACUAAUCCUGCGUCCUUCUUGUCUACCCGCUGGCCAUGGCUGAACAUGGACUCACUUUACCAUUCCAUGAUCCUGACCACACGCAGUUGUGACAGGAUUCAGAAACUUGACCAUGUCAGCACAAUAAAGCAUGAUUUUCAACAAUAACAUGAAAUCUGAUUUGGAAGCCUCUGUGAGAAAGAUUUGAUCUGUUUUUGACUGUUUUUGCAGCUACAAAACCUCAGCUCUGUAUCACAGGAUGAAAAAUCAGAUCCUCUGUGCCUGAAUAAAUUCAGCUCCACCAUGAACAGAACCGCAGAUCUAAAAGCUCAUGAUGUCAGUCUGUGACCUUACACUGAUCAUCACGUGUUUCAGAUCCAUGCAUUUUGUCAGGUUGGACAUUUUGGACGUUGGGAGUAGUUUGUUUGCUUGGGGUUUUUUCUUUCUUUUUCUGUUUCUCCGUAGUGUUCUAGACUUUUUGUACUUCACUCUGGUUGCUUAGUAGCAGGCUUUAUCUGAUUCACUCCUCCAUUUUUGUACAUAUCUGUGCCAACAGCUUGGGCAGACAGUGGCUUUUUUUAUUUGUAAAGACAUAAACUUGCUUGCAUAUAUAAAUAAAAUGAAAUAAUACACUUGUGUACUUGUUAAUAAGGGAAA